AGACACAGUACAGGAGAUGACCAAGGACUGCCAGACACAGUACAGGAGAUGACCAGAGACUGCAGACGUACUACAGGAGAUGUCCAGAGACUGCGGACACAGUACAGGAGAUGACCAGAGACUGCAGACAGUAGUACAGGAGAUGACCAGAGACUGCAGACACAGUACAGGAGAUGACCAGAGACUGCAGACGUACUACAGGAGAUGACCAGAGACUGCGGACACAGUACAG
Staurois parvus is the source of this 232-nucleotide messenger RNA. NCBI's taxonomy places the organism in Eukaryota, Metazoa, Chordata, Amphibia, Anura, Ranidae. The record is from the annotation of a GenBank genome assembly.